Solea solea (common sole) is the source of this 3206-nucleotide messenger RNA. It is a transcript of the gene pex5, whose product is annotated as peroxisomal biogenesis factor 5. Gene Ontology annotation, biological process: protein import into peroxisome matrix, docking. Bases 268 to 2220 code for a protein of 650 amino acids. The record is from RefSeq and is a predicted model, not a curated record. Gene Ontology annotation, cellular component: cytosol; peroxisomal membrane. NCBI's taxonomy places the organism in Eukaryota, Metazoa, Chordata, Actinopteri, Pleuronectiformes, Soleidae. Gene Ontology annotation, molecular function: protein binding. The transcript has 16 exons.
CCAACGUAACAUUACGCGAGAACUCCGAGCGUCCACAGACGUGUUUUGUGGGUCAUGGAGAAGGAAGGUAAAUAAAAGAGCAACGCAAACGACGUUGGUGGCUGUUUUCACACGGUUCCCGGGAGGUUUGACGCGCUGGUUGCGGAAACUUGUGUCCUGAAAAGGGAGUAAAAACAGACGGAGAGGAGGGACGGACGGUUCGGCUCCAGCAGCAGCUGUCGGCGUUCUCAGGUGAUCUGAUUGGGUUUGCCUCAUCCUUGUGUUGCCAUGGCGAUGCGGGAGUUGGUGGAGGCAGAAUGUGGGGGAGCCAAUCCCCUCAUGAAGCUGACCAGUCAUAUGAGCAAGGAAGGGGGGGCAUGGCGGCACCGCUCGACACCGACAAUUCCCCCCACUCCUAUUGAAAUUGCAACAGAAGAAGAGCUGGUGAAUGAGUUCCUUCAGGCCCCCCCACGACCCCCCCACACAUUUGACAUGGGUCAACUGCUGGAGGAGAUGCAGCAAAUUGACCAGCAAAGCUACAGACAAGCUCCACAGAGAGCUCCAGAUGUGGCAGCACUGGCUCUCUCUGGAGACUGGACGGCCGAGUUCCUCUCGGGUUCCGAAUCUGCUUCUGCACCAGGCCUCAUCGCUCUCGGUGAUACAGCAGAUGCUGAUUGGACGAGAGAGUUUAUUGCUGAGGCUGCAGAUCCUGGGCGCUGGGCAGAGGAAUAUCUGGAGCAGUCGGAGGAGAAGUUGUGGCUUGGAGACCUGGGAGAAAAGGAAAAUGAAUGGACAAAGGAGUAUCAGGCAGGAGAGGAGCUCAGACAGACAGCCAAUGAGCUUGUCUCAAAGGUUGAUGACCCCAAGUUACAAAACACAGAGUUCCUGCGUUUCGUUAGGCAGAUUGGAGAGGGCAGUGUCACAGUGGAGAACAGAGCAGACAGACAGCUCACAGAUAAAGCUCAGGCCGUGGAGGCUCAGAACUGGGCCUCCAACCUCAACCAGGUGUCAGAAGAGUCAGCUGAAGCCUGGGUAGAUGAGUUCACCACAACCGGACCAGUUUUCCAACAAGCCAAAGCUGCUGUGGAGGUGAGAGAAGCUCACAAGAGUGAUGUGGAUUUCUGGGAGAAGCUGCAGGAGGAGUGGGAGGAGAUGGCAAAGAGGGACGCAGAGAGCCACCCCUGGCUGUCUGACUUUGAUCAGCUACUCAGUUCAUCAUACGACAAGGGGUAUCAGUUUGAAGACGACAACCCUUAUUUAUCCCAUCCUGACCCUUUGUCAGAGGGAGUGAAGAGGAUGGAGGCAGGAGACAUUCCUGGUGCCGUACGCUUCUUUGAAAGCGCUGUACAGCGAGAGCCAGACAACCCGCUGGCUUGGCAGUAUCUGGGAACCUGUCAGGCAGAAAACGAGCAAGAAUUUGCUGCAAUCAGCGCCCUCCGCAGAUGUAUAGACCUGAAGAAUGACAACCUGACUGCUCUGAUGGCGUUGGCUGUCAGUUUUACUAAUGAGUCGCUGCACAGGCAGGCCUGUGAGACCCUCCGUGAUUGGCUAAAACACAAUCCAAAAUACCGCUCUGUUUGGGAGCACAGUGAACUCGAACAACAAACGGAUGGUUCCAGGGACCGGGAGAAGGAGAAAGAGAGGGAGAGGUUCGGGUCACUGCUGCCAGAAUCUUUGUUUACAGAUGUCCAGUCGUUGUUCCUACGUGCAGCUAACUCUGACCCAGCCCAGGUGGAUCCCCAGCUGCAGUGUGGUCUGGGGGUUCUCUUCAACCUCAGCGGAGAGUACGAUAAGGCUGUAGACUGUUUUAGUGCUGCUCUCUCUGUCACGCCACAGGACUACCUGCUAUGGAAUAAGUUGGGUGCAACACUGGCCAACGGAAGUCGCUCAGAGGAGGCAGUGGCCGCCUACAGGAGAGCUCUGGAGCUGCAGCCAGGUUUCAUCCGUAGUCGCUACAAUUUGGGCAUUAGCUGUGUCAACUUAGGAGCACAGAGAGAGGCAGUGGAGCACUUCCUCGAAGCUCUGUCUCUUCAGCGCCAGGCGUCAGGGGAAGGGGCGAGAGCAGUUCAGGGGCCUGGAGGUGCUGCAGCAACCAUGAUGUCGGACAACAUCUGGUCUACCCUGCGCAUGGCUCUCAGCAUGAUGGGGGAGAGCUCUCUGUAUGGCGCUGCUGAUCGCCGGGACUUGGACACAUUAUUGGCUCAUUUUUGCCAGAGAGAAGUGGAAGGUGGGACUGAAUGAAAUACAGCCAGGAGUGGUGGGCUCAUCAUGUGUGAAUGCGUUCUGCUGGGAGGUAAAUGUUUGGCUGACUGAAGGAAUCGGAAUCAGAGUGGUGACGGUUAGCGAGAAAAGAGACACUGUGACUUACCUUCCAUCCUAAGGACUUCAUUUUGUGCUUGUAUGUUUUAAACAACAUCCAUCAAAUGUUGCAGUCUGUACUAGAAGAGAAAUCAGCUGGCAGCAGUAAUACAGUUAUGUCGCUGUAUUUGAAAUGUUUGACAGUUCGUCCAUUUCCUCCAACUCUGUUCAUCUGGGGAACUGUUUUUUUAAAUUUUUUUUUUAGAUUUGUUCUCGAUGAAGAAAGUAAAUGAAAACGCAUGAAUGAAUCACCUUUGAUUUCACUAAGCGCCAGUGUGGACAGUCCUGUUAACUCGAUGUUCUCAUUUUGUUUCUCAACAGCAGGAUGUAAAUGAACUGUUUCUCUCUUUCUCUUGUGUCUCAUCUCUUGUGUAAAUUAAAGGUAAAGUGUUGCAAUGACAUUUAAAAAAAAAAUAAAUAAAAAAAUUGUCUUGCUUUUUAUCAAAAGCGCUUUCAAGAGAACAAUUAUAACAGUCCAGAGUACAAACACUAGUCAAAAGUUCAAUAGUGGCUUGUUUUUCUGUUACCGAUUAACCUAUAUAUUAUUUAAAUUUUUUUAGUAAUCAUUUAUCAGCCAGGACAACAAACUGACAACCAGCAGGACUGUUACUGUGUGUAUGUGUGUACAUUACAGUAUGUGUGUGUUUUGGGGGUUUUGUGUGGGAUAUUAAUCGUGCGUUAGGUCAUAUAAUUGAAACAUCGUUGAUAAUGAUUCUGCAGGCUCUUAUCUUGCCUUUUUUUCAUAGCGCUCUUGUAAAACAACAUGCUUCAUUGUAAAAUAAUGCCAUAUUGUGUAUUGUAAAAUAAUUGUUGCACUAUAAUUGUUUUCAGGCUAGUUUAAUCCUGACUGCAAUGUUUAAUAUAAUAUU